AUGCAGGUAGUUAUUCCACACAUGUUCCGCAAGGAGAUCAUGACAGCGCUUCAUGGCGACAUUUAUUCUGGACAUCUGGGAUUUGACAAAACCUAUAGCAAGAUCAAGACAAGAUUUUUCUGGCCAGGAAUGCACGCUGAUAUUCACAUCAGAUCAUGCAUUCCCUGCAACUCCAGGAAAAUGCAGCACAUACGUUCACCAAUGGGAGAGACACCUCUACCAGGAGGGCCCAUGGACGUCAUAGCGGUUGAUACAUGUCAAUUCCCUCUCACCAAGCGAGGCAACAAAUACCUCAUACACUUCCACUGUCUCUACAGUUCAUGGCCUGAAGUGUUUCCGGUGAAGGACAAAACGGCCGAAACAGUAGCAAACCUUCUCGCUACAGAAAUAUUUCCACGACAUGGUGCACCACGAAUCUUGCUAUCAGACAAUGGACUGAAAUACGAUAACAAGCUUCUCGACAGGCUGACAAAAUUGUUAGGCAUCAACGGCAUAAAGGUCGCUCCAUACCACCCUGCGAGCAACGGAGCAAAUGAGAGAUGGCACCGAGUACUCAACUCUAUGCUAUGA
This is a messenger RNA of Priapulus caudatus, 570 nucleotides long. RefSeq lists its product as uncharacterized. The transcript has a single exon. The record is from RefSeq and is a predicted model, not a curated record. Bases 1 to 570 code for a protein of 189 amino acids. Gene Ontology annotation, molecular function: nucleic acid binding. NCBI's taxonomy places the organism in Eukaryota, Metazoa, Priapulida, Priapulimorpha, Priapulimorphida, Priapulidae. Gene Ontology annotation, biological process: DNA integration.